AUGGCUGCUAUUCUUUCAGUCCUUCAACACUCAUCUUGCCCUGAAAAUAUAAUCUUCCACUUGGUGUCUUCCGUUGCCGCCGACACCUCCCAUCUCAACCUUACAAUCGCAAAGUCAUUUCCUUACCUUCAGUUCAACAUCUAUCCUUUCGAUGAUUCGCCAGUGGCGAGGUUGAUCUCAACUUCUAUUUGUGCUGCACUAGAUUGUCCACUCAACUAUGCCAGCAACUAUCUGGCUGAUAUUGCUAAACUUGCUGCAACUCCUCUGGGCACUAAAGCAGUUUUAGCAGCACCUGAGUACUGCAACGCAAACUUCACCUCCUAUUUCACGCCCACAUUCUGGUCCAACCCCUCUCUUUCCUUAACCUUCUAUUUCACCGCCAGCAAUUCCACCGGUUAUACCUCAACCACAAGCAUCCUCUGCACCUGUCCAACAGCCACCACCAACACCAACCCUAACAAUAAAGGCACCAGCUCCCGCUCUCGCACCCACAAUACCCUCACCAAUUCCACCACAUACGGCACCACCAGCGCCAUGCCAGCACCAACUAUUGCAUCCAGCCACAGCACCAGAUUUGGUUCUCCCACCUGA
This is a messenger RNA of Fraxinus pennsylvanica, 591 nucleotides long. The record is from the annotation of a GenBank genome assembly. Lineage: Eukaryota; Viridiplantae; Streptophyta; Magnoliopsida; Lamiales; Oleaceae.